CUGAGAGACCGGCUUGCGAGUCGCGCCGCGGGAAAGGCGCGUGUCGGCCUCUCACUGGCGCAGCGGCCGCCGCCGUCGCGGCCGCCGCCCCGCCCCGGCGUUGUCGCAGGCGCCGUAGUGGACUGUGUGCGGCCCCGGCAUGGGCAGCAAGGGGGACGCGAGCGGCGCGUUUGUCGCGGCUGCGCGGCCGGUGACAGGGCUCUGCUGUAAAAUGGGACUUCCAUUUGCACUCACUGUGCUAUGGCUGUUCUCAGUGAAAGCGGAUUCAAAAGCCAUUACAACCUCUCUCACAACAAAGUGGUUUUCCUACCCACUGUUGUUAGAAGCCAGUGAAUUUUUAGCAGAAGACAGUCAAGAGAAAUUUUGGAAUUUUGUAGAAGCCAGUCAAAAUAUUGGAUCAUCAGAUCAUCACGGUACUAAUCAUUCCUAUUAUCAUGCGAUAUUGGAAGCUGCAUUUCCAUUUCUGUCACCUCUCCAGCAGAAUUUGUUGAAGUUUUGCCUGUCUCUUCAUUCCUACUCUGCUACAAUUCAAGCCUUCCAGCAGAUAGCAGCUAAUGAACCACCACCAGAAGAAUGUAAUUCAUUUUUCUCAGUGCAUGGAGAGAAGACUUGUGAUUUUGAUGUCCUGGAGACUCUUCUAAUAACAGCACCUGAAAGACCCAAACCUUUGUUGUUCAAAGGAGAUCACAGAUAUCCCUCGUCUAAUCCUGAGAGCCCAGUGGUGAUUUUCUACUCAGAGAUAGGCCUUCAAGAAUUUUCUAGUUUCCACCAUCAACUUGUGUCAAAAAGCAAUGCGGGCAAAAUCAACUAUGUAUUCAGACAUUAUAUAUCUACUCCGGGGAAGGAGCCAGUUCACCUCUCUGGCUACGGUGUGGAAUUGGCCAUUAAGAGCACCGAGUACAAGGCCAAGGAUGAUACUCAGGUGAAAGGAACUGAAGUAAAUACUACCGUCAUUGGUGAACAUGAUCCCAUUGAUGAAGUUCAGGGAUUCCUCUUUGGAAGGUUAAGAGACUUGCACCCUGAGCUAACUGGACAGUUGAAAGAACUCAGAAAGCAUCUCGUAGAGAGCACCAAUGAAAUGGCGCCUUUGAAAGUCUGGCAAUUACAAGACCUCAGUUUCCAGACUGCUGCCCGAAUCUUGGCUGCUCCUGCUGAGCUAGCUUUGGUGGUUAUGAAGGAUCUUAGUCAGAAUUUUCCCACCAAAGCCAGAGCCAUAACGAAAACAGCUGUGAAUUCAGAACUUAGAACUGAAGUGGAAGAGAAUCAGAAGUAUUUCAAGGGAACGUUAGGAUUACAGCCUGGAGAUUCAGCUCUCUUCAUCAAUGGACUUCAUAUUGAUUUAGAUACACAGGAUAUAUUCAGUCUGUUUGAUAUAUUGAGGAAUGAAGCCCGGGUCAUGGAGGGUCUUCAUAGACUGGGAAUUGAAGGCCUUUCUCUGCAUAAUAUUUUGAAGCUGAACAUCCAGCCCUCUGAGACUGACUAUGCGGUUGACAUCAGGAGUACAGCUAUUUCAUGGGUCAACAACCUAGAAGUUGAUAGCAGAUACAACUCAUGGCCUUCCAGCCUACAGGAGCUGCUUCGCCCCACCUUCCCUGGUGUCAUCAGGCAGAUCAGAAAGAACUUGCACAACAUGGUGUUCAUAGUUGAUCCUGCACAUGAGAACACAGCAGAGUUGAUUAACACAGCUGAGAUGUUCCUCAGUAAUCAUAUACCUCUAAGAAUUGGUUUUAUCUUUGUGGUCAACGACUCUGAAGAUGUUGAUGGGAUGCACGACGCUGGAGUAGCUGUUCUCAGAGCAUAUAACUAUGUGGCCCGUGAAGUGGAUGAGUACCAUGCCUUCCAGACUCUGACACAUGUCUAUAACAAAGUGAGGACUGGAGACAAAGUGAAAGUCGAACAUGUGGUCAGUGUCCUGGAGAAGAAAUACCCCUAUGUAGAAGUGAAUAGCAUUUUGGGGAUUGAUUCUGCUUACGAUCAGAAUCGAAAGGAAGCAAGAGGAUACUAUGAGCAGACUGGCAUUGGCCCUCUGCCUGUUGUUCUGUUCAAUGGAAUCCCCUUUGAAAAGGAACAGCUAGAUCCUGAUGAGUUGGAAACCAUCACCAUGCACAAAAUCCUGGAGACUACCACCUUCUUCCAGAGAGCAGUGUACUUGGGUGAACUGUCUCAUGAUCAAGAUGUGGUAGAGUAUAUCAUGAACCAGCCCAAUGUUGUUCCACGAAUCAAUUCUAGGGUUUUGACAGCUGAACGAGAGUAUCUGGAUUUAACAGCAAGCAAUAACUUCUUUGUGGAUGAUUACUCUAGAUUUUCUGUCUUAGAUUCCCAAGGCAAGACUGCUGCUAUAGCCAACAGUAUGAACUAUCUGACCAAAAAAGGAAUGUCCUCCAAGGAAAUCUAUGAUGAUUCUUUCAUUAGGCCAGUAACCUUUUGGAUUGUUGGAGAUUUUGAUAGCACUUCUGGACGACAGUUAUUGUAUGAUGCUAUUAAACAUCAAAAAUCCAGUAACAAUGUGAGGAUCAGCAUGAUCAAUAACCCCAGUAAAGAAAUAAGUUAUGAGCACACUCAGAUCUCCAGAGCGAUCUGGGCAGCUCUCCAGACGCAGACCUCCAACUCUGCCAAGAACUUCAUCACCAAGAUGGUCAAAGAAGACACUUCAGAGGCGCUGGCGGCGGGGGCGGACAUCAGCGAGUUCUCUGUAGGGGGCAUGGAUUUCAGUCUUUUUAAAGAGGUGUUUGAGUCUUCCCAAAUGGAUUUCAUUUUGUCUCAUGCCGUGUACUGCAGGGAUGUCCUGAAGUUGAAGAAGGGACAGAGGGCGGUGAUCAGCAACGGAAGGAUCAUUGGGCCACUGGAGGAUAGUGAACUUUUUAAUCAAGAUGAUUUCCACCUCCUGGAAAAUAUUAUCUUGAAAACUUCUGGACAGAAAAUAAAAUCUCAUAUUCAACAGCUUCGGGUAGAAGAAGAUGUGGCCAGUGACUUGGUAAUGAAGGUAGAUGCUCUCUUGUCUGCUCAACCCAAAGGAGAUGCAAGAAUUGAGUACCAGUUUUUUGAAGACAGACACAGUGCAAUUAAACUGAGACCAAAGGAAGGGGAGACAUACUUUGAUGUUGUGGCUGUUGUUGACCCUGUCACCAGAGAAGCACAAAGACUUGCCCCAUUGUUGUUGGUUUUGACUCAGCUGAUAAACAUGAACCUGAGGGUGUUUAUGAAUUGCCAAUCUAAACUUUCAGACAUGCCUUUAAAAAGCUUUUACCGUUAUGUCCUAGAACCAGAGAUUUCUUUCACAGCAGACAAUAACUUUGCUAAGGGUCCAAUAGCGAAGUUUUUGGAUAUGCCACAGUCUCCACUGUUCACCUUGAAUCUGAAUACACCCGAGAGUUGGAUGGUCGAAUCUGUCAGAACACCAUAUGAUCUUGAUAAUAUUUAUUUAGAAGAGGUGGAUAGUGUGGUGGCUGCUGAGUAUGAACUGGAGUACCUCUUACUAGAAGGGCAUUGCUAUGACAUCACCACGGGCCAACCUCCACGGGGACUGCAGUUUACCUUAGGGACUUCAGCCAAGCCUGUCAUUGUGGACACCAUUGUUAUGGCCAAUCUGGGCUACUUUCAACUAAAAGCCAACCCAGGAGCUUGGAUUCUCAGACUUAGGAAGGGACGUUCUGAAGAUAUUUAUAGAAUCUACAGCCACGAUGGUACAGAUUCUCCUCCUGAGUCCGAUGAUGUGGUUGUCAUCCUCAACAACUUCAAGAGCAAAAUUAUUAAAGUGAAGGUUCAGAAGAAGGCAGACAUGGUGAAUGAAGACUUGCUGAGCGAUGGCAUAAAUGAAAAUGAAUCUGGAUUUUGGGACUCAUUCAAGUGGGGCUUUUCAGGAGGACAGAAGACUGAGGAGGUGAAACAAGAUAAAGAUGACAUCAUUAAUAUCUUCUCUGUUGCAUCUGGACAUCUCUAUGAAAGAUUUCUUCGUAUAAUGAUGUUGUCAGUGCUGAAGAAUACCAAGACUCCUGUGAAAUUCUGGUUCUUGAAGAAUUAUUUGUCCCCCACAUUUAAGGAGUUUAUACCUUACAUGGCAAGUGAAUAUAAUUUCCAGUAUGAGCUUGUUCAGUACAAAUGGCCCCGGUGGCUUCAUCAGCAGACUGAAAAACAGCGCAUCAUCUGGGGCUACAAGAUCCUUUUCUUGGAUGUGCUUUUCCCACUAGUUGUUGACAAAUUCCUGUUUGUGGAUGCUGAUCAGAUUGUACGGACAGAUCUGAAAGAAUUAAGGGAUUUUAAUUUGGACGGUGCCCCUUAUGGUUAUACUCCCUUUUGUGACAGCCGAAGAGAAAUGGAUGGCUACAGGUUCUGGAAGUCGGGAUACUGGGCUAGUCAUUUAGCUGGGCGGAAGUACCAUAUCAGUGCAUUGUAUGUUGUGGAUCUGAAGAAGUUUAGAAAAAUAGCUGCUGGAGACAGACUAAGGGGACAGUACCAAGGUCUGAGUCAGGAUCCCAACAGCCUUUCAAAUCUGGAUCAAGAUCUUCCCAAUAACAUGAUCCAUCAGGUACCAAUCAAGUCGCUUCCCCAAGAGUGGCUUUGGUGUGAAACGUGGUGUGAUGACGCCUCUAAGAAAAGAGCCAAGACUAUUGAUUUGUGCAAUAAUCCGAUGACCAAAGAGCCCAAGCUGGAUGCAGCUGUGCGCAUCGUCCCUGAGUGGCAGGACUAUGACCAAGAGAUCAAACAGCUGCAGAUCCGUUUUCAGCAGGAGAAGGAAAUGGGAACACUGGAUGAGAAGAAGACAAAGCCAAGCCAGGAAGCAUCUCAGAUACAUGAGGAAUUAUGAUCUUUGGAGGAAGAUACAAAAUGGCACCAUUGAGAACAGUUUUUAUACUAAAUGCUAGUUUUUUUCUGAUCUGUCUAUACAACUGCUGAUAAACUCACUGGACAGGUGUGCCAGCCCUUCUGAUGCUGAGCAUUUGAUUUUGACUUCUGCACACCAGUUGGCCCUGGAUCUUCGGGGUCAGGGCUCUAUUGGAUUUGUACCUCAGAGGAAGACAUGUGGCAGAUCUUUUGGGACUCUGAAAAGAGCAGUCUUCUCGCCAGAGGAAGAAAUGGCAGUGGCAAAAAGAUGAGUCCUUUGGAGCCCACAUCAAGAGCACACACAUGCUGCAUUAUCCUAGGAAGGGGGCUAGUAGAGCUGCCAUGUUCUUCCGUACCUCAGUUUACCUGCGGCUCCGGCUACACCUCUGAUGCCUGCCCAUUGUGGCAGAAGCUUUGUUCAAGGUCCACAUACUAGGAAAUUUAUGUCAACACCCCCCAUAGUCUCUUCCCAAGUGCUAGGUUCAUUGUUUAAUCAAAACCAAACCAACCAUUGUGUAUCUUAAAGGUUGGCCCUGUGCAGUGGCUAAGCAAAUUACUUGGAGACAGAUGGGGAAGGUUGGCUGGGGUACGGGUAGAGAAGAUAGGCAUAGGAGGGCUCUGCAAGUGUUGGGGAAGAAGGAUUAGAAUUUGCUGGUCUUCUUUUUUAAACCAUCAUUACAUUGUGACUAAUUUGAAAUGAAAAGUUUAUUUUCCACGUGGUCUUGGUGAACUUUCUUAGGUAAUUGUUUUGUGAACAAUUUUUGUAUUUGUGAAGGUCUUUGCUUUUUCUUUUUGCUUUCUUAAAAAAAAAAAAAAAAAAACUCUGUCAACCAUUCUCUGACUGGACCCAACCAGUGAUAUAUCUCAGAGGGUUUAGGCUCCCUCCAGACAUCACCUCAUCCUGUGCCCUUUCCUAUGUAGUGUUUUCUCUCAGACUCAGAGACAGUUGGCUUGGACUUUUCUCAGUGAAGUGCUUCCAGCUGGAAGGCCAGGAAGCGUUCUAACAGUGGACUCAUGCUCUUCUAUACAGUGGCCCCUGUUGUUUUUGUUUUAGCUCUGUGAUUGCCUUUGGCUUCCAGAAAUCAGUAGAGUUCACUUCAGUUGUGUCAUGACAUAGUUGCACCACAAAGCACUCUUGGCCCUUGCUCUUGCUUGCACCUUUUCUUCCCCAGCCCAGCACUGGCCCUGUGGGCAGAGGCUUGGCUGAUGGGUGGGUAACCGUCAGCAGCACAAGCCCUGCACCUGCCUUCCAGUUCACAUGGACUUAUUCUAUUUUGCCUUUAAAAAAAAAAAAAAAUUGUGGCAGAGAGCUUAGUGAAAUAGUGCUUGCUAGCACAGCAAAGCCUUAGUUUUAUCUCCACCCCCACGUAAAAUAGAAAAAUUGGAGGAACAAGUGCGAAUAGGUAGCUAAGUCCUUACCCUUGUAAGCCACUUAUGUGCAGUGUUUUUAAAACCACAGUUUUACUCCAGAUAUCAAAAAU
This is a messenger RNA of Octodon degus (degu), 6302 nucleotides long. It is a transcript of the gene Uggt1, whose product is annotated as UDP-glucose glycoprotein glucosyltransferase 1. The record is from RefSeq and is a predicted model, not a curated record. Bases 140 to 4804 code for a protein of 1554 amino acids. Gene Ontology annotation, molecular function: UDP-glucose:glycoprotein glucosyltransferase activity. The transcript is spliced from 41 exons. NCBI's taxonomy places the organism in Eukaryota, Metazoa, Chordata, Mammalia, Rodentia, Octodontidae. Gene Ontology annotation, cellular component: endoplasmic reticulum.